AAAACUCUUACAUCUUCCGUAUCCAUGCACCGCAAUACAAUAAAUUAUUAAAUUAUUCAAAAUCAAUAAUCAAUGCAUAUGCUCUUACAUCAUUAUAAAAUCUGGGGAAUUAAGCAGUCAUGGUUUUCCAAACAAACAAUCUUCACUACACAAUUCAUUUGCAGUGACAUACUACUGCAUAAUUCAUUUGCCUCUUUUAUAGUAGCCAUGGUUUCCGAAACAACCGAGCUUCACUUCGUCUUGUUUCCCCUAAUGGCUCAAGGCCACAUGAUCCCAAUGAUGGAUAUUUCAAGAUUAUUGGCACAGCGUGGUGCGGUUGUUACCAUAUUCACCACACCAAAAAAUGCAUCACGUUUCAAUUCAGUUCUUUCUCGUGCUGUUUCAUCUGGUCUUCAAAUUCGACUUCUACAACAGCAUUUUCCAGCAAAAGAGGUAGGACUACCCGAAGGGUGUGAGAAUCUGGACAUGAUGACAUCAAUGGAUAUGAUCAACAAAAUGUACAAUGCCAUCAACAUGCUUCAGAAGUCGGCCGAGGAAUUGUUUGAAGCACUAACACCAAAACCAAGUUGCAUAAUCUCUGACCUGUGUUUUCCCUGGACCGCUCAACUAGCUGAAAAGCAUCAUAUUCCAAGGAUUUCUUUCCACGGAUUUUCUUGCUUCUGCCUUCAUUGUAUGCACCAGCUACACAUUAAUUCAGAGGUUUGUGAAAGCAUCAUCUCAGAAUCAGAGUAUUUCACUAUUCCUGAAAUACCUGACCAAAUCCAAGUUACCAAAGAGCAGAUACCUCUGAUGAUUCCGAGAUCAAAUGAAGAAAAAAUAUUUAGCGAGCAGGUACGUGAAGCUGAAAAGAAGUCUUAUGGGGUUAUUAUAAAUACUUUUGAGGAGUUGGAGAAAGCAUAUGUGAGGGAUUUCAAGAAGGUUAAAAAUAAUAAGGCAUGGUUCAUUGGUCCUGUUUCAUUAUGCAACAAAGAUGGUUUGGACAAGAUUGAAAGAGGCAACCAGGCCUCAAUCAGUGAGCACCGUUGCUUGAAGUGGCUAGAUGUGCAACAACCAAAGUCUGUGGUGUAUGUUUGUUUUGGAAGCAUAUGCAACUUGAUUCCUUCACAACUUGUGGAGUUGGCCUUGGCCUUGGAAGAUACAAAAAGGGCAUUUGUAUGGGUUAUUAGGGAGGGAAGGCAGUUCCAAGAACUGGAAAACUGGAUCUCUGAGGAAGGGUUUGAGGAAAGGACGAAAGGGAGAGGCCUUAUAAUUCGAGGUUGGGCACCACAAGUAAUCAUAUUAUCACACCCUUCCAUUGGAGGAUUCUUAACACACUGUGGUUGGAAUUCAACACUUGAAGCGAUAAGCGGUGGAGUGCCACUUGUUACUUGGCCUAUGUUUGGUGAUCAAUUUUUAAACGAGAAGCUUGUUACUCACGUGUUGAAGAUUGGGGUGAGCGUUGGGGCAGAGGUUCCAUUGAAGUGGGGAGAGGGAGAGGAAGAGAAGAGAGGUGUGAUGGUGAAGAAGGAUGAUAUUAAGAAGGGAAUAUGCAUGGUGAUGGAUGAAGAUGGAGAAGAAAGCAAAGAGAGAAGAGAAAGGUUAAUCAAAAUGAGUGAAAUGGCAAACAGAGCUGUUCAAGAAGAAGGCUCUUCUCAUCUUGCCCUCACUUCUCUUAUCCAACACAUCAUGCAACAAUCAGGAUAAAAAUUUUACUUUAGUUUUUCAUCAAUCUGUGUUUCUUUGUGUUGUAUGUUAAGGGAGCAAAGACAUUAUGUAUGUGAUAAGGCUUUUUCGUUUA
Molecule: messenger RNA, 1777 nt
Organism: Vigna unguiculata (cowpea)
Lineage: Eukaryota; Viridiplantae; Streptophyta; Magnoliopsida; Fabales; Fabaceae
Product: UDP-glycosyltransferase 73C11 pseudogene
Source: RefSeq, a predicted model, not a curated record